AGAGCGUACAGUGAGCGCCAGCAAAAAAAAGCAGAAACUGAAUGGUGGUGCUGAAGAUGGCGGAUUGUGACAGUGGGAGCGAACGCGGUGGUAGCAGCGGAGGGGGAGGCGGUGGAAGCGGGUUCCAACACUUCCAGCGGGACCAGGAGACCCAGGAGUUGGCCUCCAAGCGUCUGGACAUCCAGAACAAGCGCUUCUACCUGGACGUCAAGCAGAACAACAAGGGCAGGUUCAUCAAGAUCGCCGAGGUGGGGGCAGGCGGCUCCAAAAGUCGGCUGACUCUGUCCCUCUCGGUUGCAGCUGAGUUUCGCGACUAUCUUGGGGAUUUCAUUGAGCAUUACGCCCAGCUUGGGCCCAGCAGCCCGGAGCAAAUCGCCCAGUCCAGCGUGGGGGAAGACGGCGGGCCAAGACGAGCGCUAAAGAGCGAGUUUUUAGUUCGGGAGAACCGCAAAUACUACCUCGACCUGAAGGAGAAUCAGCGGGGGAGGUUCUUACGAAUCCGGCAGACCGUAAAUCGUGGACCCGGCUUUGGAGUUGGGGGGCCUGUUGGCGGCAUGCUAUCCGGCCAGACCAUAGCCCUUCCGGCCCAAGGGUUAAUAGAGUUUCGAGACGCCCUGGCCAAGCUCAUAGACGACUAUGGGGGUGACGACGAGGAGUUAGCUGGGGGAACCGCGGCUGGUGGCCUCGGCGACCUCCCUGAAGGUACAUCUAUCAUGGUGGACAAUAAAAGGUUUUUCUUCGACGUGGGUUCCAAUAAAUACGGAGUUUUCCUUCGAGUCAGCGAGGUGAAGCCUAGCUACAGGAACUCAAUUACCAUCCCAUUUAAGGCCUGGGGAAAGUUCGGCGGAGCCUUCAGCAGAUACGCCGAAGAGAUGAAAGAUAUUCAGGAGAGGCAUCGCGAUAAAACGUACGAGAGAAGAGAGGAGUCUGAGGCGGAUGACGUGGAUGACGACUGAGUGAUGUGAGAGACAGCUGAUCGUCCAAACUCGUCUACAGAAGAGUGUACUGCAGAAUUCCGCAAUGACGGUUUAGGUGCAUGACGAUUCGAGCUGAGAUAGCCUACUAAAAAAAAUGUCGUUUGUGGGGAAUAUUAAUGUAAAGUUCGACAGGAUUGGAUUAUUGUGAAAGUCACGUACUUAGUGAAUAACGACUUUAUGUCUGGGAAAAAAAAGAAAGAAAUUAUGCUUCGAGAAAAAAUAUCCUGCUUAAACCAGCAAAUCGGUUUUUCUACCUACAAAAAAGUACAUAUAUUUGCAACAUAGUUAUAUAUAUUUAAAGUAAGGGUUUUAAAUCGACCCCGUUGUCAUUUACUUUUCUGGUGGUCUGUCUGUAGAGAAAACCAGCAUCCAUUGUAUCCAUGUUCCAGCCCAGGACUCCAGAGUCGAAUGUAUGGGAUUCUCCUGCCCAUGCGUUGCCAUGGCAAUAGAUAGAUGGAGAGCAAUAUAGAUUCGUUUCAUAUCGGGUUGAGAAGAUAAAUCCUAAAGUUAUGUAAAGUUACUGUGGGGAAGGGGAUUAGCUUUUUUAAAAAAAAAGCUUAUCUGAAACUAAACAUUAACUUUAAUGUGUGGGUUGAUACCAUCUCAACCAGACUUUUGCAAAUGUCGAAAUUGGACCACUAGUACAACGGAUGGAGGUUGGCCGAUUCACAAACGGAUGUUGGAAGCGCCAGGAGCAAAGAGUCACGUCAUAGUCCACGUACAAGCAGCCGCUGUGCUAAAUCUGCUAAGAUCUACACUGUGUGGAGGGAGGACCCAUCCUGGUACAGUGCCCUGCACGUGCCCGGCCCACCAAACAGGAAACCAGGCAUCCUCUCGUGCACAAGACUUUAUACCACCAAAGCACUACUACAACCAGGAGAGACCUAUUGUUGUUUUUUAUUAAUAUGACACUGCGGGAUUUCAAAACCAUGUAUAAAAAACAGCGGUGUCUGUUUGACUCCAAGCUCUGCCAGCUCAGCGUUUCAACUGCAGGGGGAUGAACACAAACCCACAGGGGACCAUACCAGCCUCCCCAUUGACACUCCAAGCCGACGCCUCCAUUGCACCGGACACACUGGCAAGCCUCGCGACAACUGGUGCCAUUCAGGCCCCCGGACAGCUGACACAAAGAUGGAUGAUUUUGUUUUGGCUUUCUUGUUUUUUCAACAAAAAAAAAAACUAUAUUGAUUAUAAACUACACUAAAUGCUAGCUACACUAUAUGUAACGAGCCAGAAAAGAUAUUUUGAAAUACAUAAUGUAUAAUGUAAAUUUAUUUCAAAGUAAGAUUAAUUUCAUAAAAAGAACCAAGACGGGACAGGAAUGUUCACUUUUUUGUUGUUAAAAGAAUCUCCUUUGUUUCCCCUAGAGUGAAGAUAUAACACUUGAAUGAUUAAAAUGAAAUUAAAUGCAGCAUAUAAUGAUGUGA
Messenger RNA from Gadus morhua (Atlantic cod), 2404 nucleotides. RefSeq names its product transcriptional activator protein Pur-beta. The record is from RefSeq and is a predicted model, not a curated record. The coding region runs from base 42 to 956 and encodes 304 amino acids. Gene Ontology annotation, molecular function: DNA-binding transcription factor activity, RNA polymerase II-specific; purine-rich negative regulatory element binding; RNA polymerase II transcription regulatory region sequence-specific DNA binding. Gene Ontology annotation, biological process: regulation of transcription by RNA polymerase II. The transcript has a single exon. Lineage: Eukaryota; Metazoa; Chordata; Actinopteri; Gadiformes; Gadidae. Gene Ontology annotation, cellular component: nucleus.